Molecule: messenger RNA, 1047 nt
Organism: Plectropomus leopardus (leopard coralgrouper)
Lineage: Eukaryota; Metazoa; Chordata; Actinopteri; Perciformes; Serranidae
Source: RefSeq, a predicted model, not a curated record
AUGAGAAGGAAAGCAACACCGAAAAAACGCUCUCUCAAGGGCGCGAUUGAAAAUGAUAACGGCAGCAUGGAGGUUGAAAAAAAUACAGACAUGAAACCAAUCAAACAAAUAUUAAAACCAGAUGAAAAAACUCAGACUGGAAAAGGCCUUGGAAAAGCAGCAGCCAGGCGUAUGGGCCAGUUGCUGAAACGGGUCUUCAAAAAACAGGAAGAGUCCAAAAUAAAGGGUAAUGUCUCUCUGCCAAAAACUCCCAUACGCUUUUUCAAGCAUCAAAUUAAUACAAUGGCUGAGAAGACACCCCAGACAAAUAAAAAGACUCCCACAGGUAACAUCUCCCAGCUCAUCCUCGAUGUGGUUUCCCAGUGGAAACACCAAAGAGGUAUUUCCAUGGCAGAGCUCAAGCAGAUGCUGGCUGCUCGAGGCUAUGAUGUUCCAAAGAACAACAAGCGGGUGGCCAUGGCAACUCAAAGGUUGAUAAACAGUGAUACACUUACACUGACAACCAGGAGUGCCACAUACAAACUCAACCCAAAAAAACUGACCAAUACAAAGCGAGUUAGGUUAGACAAAGUGCCUUCCCCAAAAUCAAAAGGAGACCUGCAGCUGAGCAAAACAGCCAGCAAAUCUUCUAAAGUAGCAGAAAAGCCACAGAGACCAGCCAGGGUUCAUAAACCAAAAGUUAAGGCUUGUAAACCCGUGGCCAAAUCACGAAAACCAGCAGAUAAGACAAGUAAAACCAUAGCCAAAUCGCAAAAGCCAAGACGAAAGACCCCUAAAACUAGCAAAAAAACACAUAAGCCAAGGCGUAAGACCCCCAAAACGAGCAGAAAACCACAUAAGCCUGCAGGAAAGAAACGCAAACCUGCAAAGAUCCAAGCAGCACGGUUUCGAAGGGCACAGAGGAAGCAUCGGAAGACCCAGAGGCGUCAGCCAAAGCAAAACAAACAUCGAUAUAAAUAUUCACAGAAAAGACAGCGACCAAGACGUAGGCAAAGAUCAAAAACAUGGCAACGCCCUGUUGCCAGGAGAAGGGUUUACUACUAUUAG